AUGGCAUCUUCAGAUACUCUGAGGGCACUGUCCCAAGCUCUUUCUUCCACAGUCGUCUCUCACGAUGCUGCGACUCGCAGACUGGCUGAAGAGUCAUUGAGGCAAGGCGAGAGUCAACCGGGGUUUCUUGUCCUGUUACUCCAGCUCGUCAGGUCUGACGAUGUGGACAUGAUUGUUCGACAGGCUGGCGGCGUCUACUUCAAGAAUGCGGUAAAAAGACUCUGGGAGGGCGAGGAAACGGAUGUGAUGAUCAGCCCUGAAGACAAGGCUGCGAUCAAGCAACAGCUAGUUCCAAUCAUGAUCGCCUUGGGUAGCCCUGCGACUGCCAAGCUACAAGCUCAGAUCGGCGAAGGUCUAGCAAUCAUCGCUGAGAAGGACUUCCCAGAGCAGUGGGAAGGACUGGUCGACGAACUCGUCGGUAGUCUGUCCCCGGAUAACUUUGUUAUCAACAACGGCGUCCUGGCUACUGCACACUCCAUCUUCAAGAGGUGGCGCGCCCAAUUCCGUUCUGACAAGCUCUACUCUGAGAUCAAUUUUGUCCUCGCCCGCUUCUGUCAACCCUAUUAUGAGCUGUUUGCUCAUGUCGACCGAUUGCUAUCUGCUCCAGCAGGCCAGCCUCUUCCAGCUGGAUCUUCCAUCCCUCUGCUUGCUCAAUCUCUCCUCCUCCUCAUACAAUUGUUCCAUGAUCUCAGCUCGCAGGAUCUGCCUCCAUUCUUCGAAGAGAACAUGGGAAGUUUUAUGGGCGAACAAGGUGGACGUGAGGGGUGGUUGAGAAAAUAUCUGAGUUGGGAGCGAGAAGAGCUGAAGGGCGAUGACGAGGACGAGACGCCUGGGCCAUUACAGAAAAUUCGGUCGUCCAUCUGCGAGAUUGCCGAAUUGUACGCCUUAAAGUACUCAGACGCCUUCAAUCAGCUCGGGACAUUCGUCGAUGGUGUAUGGAACAUGCUCACAACAUUGGGGCCUGGGGCGAAAGAGGAUGUCCUGGUGUCUCGUGCUCUGAAAUUCCUCUCAGUGGUCGUAAAGAUGGGCGAUCAUAGAGAUAUGUUCUCAUCUCCAGCGACACUUAAUAUGUUUUGCGAGCGCAUCAUUCUGCCCAACAUGACUCUGAGACAAAACGAAGAGGAGAUGUUUGAGGACGACCCAAUGGAGUAUAUACGGCGUGACCUCGAGCCAUCGACAGAGAGUGACACUCGACGGCAAGCUGCCACAGACUUUACUCGUGCGCUCAUGGAACACUUUGACCAGCAAGUCACACAAAUCAUCAAUGGGUACAUUACCAGCUUCCUGCAGGAAUACGCCACAAAUCCGGCCGAAAAAUGGAAGAGCAAGGAUACUGCCAUCUACUUGCUCACCUCGAUUGCGUCGCGAGGCUCGACACAACAGCUCGGAGUUACCUCGACCAAUGUACUUGUCGAUGUGGUCAACUUUUUCGGUCAAAAUAUCUUCGCCGACCUGCAAGCAGCUUCUGGCACUGUCCACCCCAUUCUCACUGUCGAUGCCAUCAAAUUCCUUUACACUUUCCGCAAUCAACUCACCAAGGAUCAAUUGGUGUCUGUCCUUCCCCUCCUCGUUCAGCAUCUCGCCUCGGACAAUUACGUUGUUUCCUCUUACGCAGCCAUCACGAUAGAACGCAUACUAUUCAUCAAAGUCAAUCGACAAGCACAAUUCACGCAAUCCGAUGUUCGGCCAUUCGCCGAAAACAUCCUCAUGACCCUCUUCGCCAACAUCGAACGAGGAGCAACACCCGAAAAGAUCUCUGAAAACGACUAUCUCAUGAAAUGCGCUAUGCGAGUCAUUAUCACCGCUCGUCAAGCUCUCACGCCUGUGUACGCCAACGUCCUCUCACGCCUCGUCAAUAUUCUCGGAGAAAUCAGCAAGAAUCCAAGCAACCCAAAAUUCAACCAGUACUGCUUUGAAAGUGUAUCGGCACUCAUCAAAUUCGUCUGCGAGGGGGCACCCUCGGCGCUGCCACACUUUGAGCAGGCACUUUUCGGGCCCGCUCAGGUCAUCUUAGCACAGGAUGUUACCGAGUUCAUUCCCUAUAUAUUCCAGAUUCUCGCUCAGCUACUUGAACUGCACCCACCAACCGAGCUGCCGAACGAAUAUCAGGCCUUGCUCGCGCCUCUUCUCUCGGCGAGUCUGUGGGAGCAACGGGGCAACAUACCAGCUUUGGCCAGAAUAUGGAAAGCUCUCCUCAUGCGUGGGGCGCCGCUCAUCGCUUCGAAUGGGCAAGUUCAAGGCCUUCUCGGUAUCUUCCAACGGCUCGUCAACAGCAAAGUCAACGAUGUGUAUGCUUUUGAGCUGCUACAGGGACUCUUUGAGUUCUUGCCUUUAAAUGACAUGAGGCAGUAUGCCAACACCAUUUUCAUGCUGCUCUUGACUCGACUCCAAUCGAAGCCGUCAUCUCAGUUCACGGCAAGCUUUGUACACUUGUUCACUUUCCUAUGUGCGAUCCAGUCUGUGGGACCAGACUUUGUGAUCCAAACUCUGGAUGCGAUUCAGGCUGGACUCUUUGGGAACAUCUUGACCGGCGUGAUUCUCGCCAACACUCAAAAGGCGCCGAUCCGUUAUCGCAAAGUGGUCGAAGUUGGACUCACCAAGCUGCUCACCCAGAGUGACGCCACGCUCGCCUCGCCGAAUCAGCAGCAUUGGCCGUCAGUCCUCCUCGCCUUACUGGACCUGUUCACUCUCCCCCAGGAUAUCACCUAUACGAAUGGAGAUGGAGCGCAGGAGGAUCUGUCUUCCCUUGACCCAGAGGAAGCGAGCUUCCAGUCCUCCUUCUCAAGACUCGGUGCAUCCGAAUCUGCUACGCAUGACCCUGUCUCGGACGUCAAGGACGAAAAACUUUUCGCUAGCAAGGAGAUUUCCAGGCGGAGCAAAGAGCGACCGGGUGUGAUCCCUGCCCUUGUACAGCAGGCUCAGGCAACCGAGGCCAAGACCGUCGGCGAUUUCGUGAGCUAUAUGCGGGACAAUGGGGACGAGAUUGUCUAG
Molecule: messenger RNA, 2991 nt
Organism: Kockovaella imperatae
Lineage: Eukaryota; Fungi; Basidiomycota; Tremellomycetes; Tremellales; Cuniculitremaceae
Product: Cse1-domain-containing protein
Exons: 17
Coding region: 1-2991 (996 amino acids)
Biological process (GO): protein import into nucleus; protein export from nucleus
Cellular component (GO): nuclear envelope; cytosol
Molecular function (GO): small GTPase binding; nuclear export signal receptor activity
Source: RefSeq, a predicted model, not a curated record